CUAAAUUCCGAAUCUUUCAAGGAAUUCACCCCUCCGCCCCCGCCUUCUAUAAAUGCCUCUCCUAUUCUCCUCAAUGGAAAUCUCUCUCCCUCUCUCUCUCUCUCUCUCUCUCUCUCUCUCUCGUUGGUCUCUGGUUCUCUGCUCGGAUCUCCCUGAGCUUUCUGAUCGCUUGGAUCCUAGGGUUUUCUCGGAAUUCUAGCUUUUGUGCGGUUGAUUUUGGGGGAGCGAGGUUGAUUUUGAGAGGGGUGGGAGACUGUUUGGUGGAGGCCAUAGCGAGGAGAGAGGGGUGGGCGGGCUGGUGUCGAGCUGGUGGUGUCGGUGGGAGGAAUGUCGCGGGUUUAAUCUGUGGUGGGGCGAGUUUUUGUUCGAUUCGGUUGGAGCUUUGGAGGGGGGAGGUUUAGCGGCGUGUGAGGAAAGAUGCAGCAAGAUCAGCGCAAGAAGAGUCUGAAAGAGGUGGAGUUCUUCACUGAGUAUGGGGAUGCCAAUAGAUACAAAAUUAUUGAAGUUAUUGGGAAGGGAAGCUAUGGGGUGGUUUGUGCAGCAAUUGACACACAUAGUGGGGGAAAAGUUGCAAUCAAGAAAAUCAACAACAUUUUUGAGCACACGUCUGAUGCUCUUAGAAUCCUGCGUGAAAUAAAGUUGCUCAGGCUCUUGCGGCAUCCUGAUAUUGUGGAAAUCAAAAGCAUCAUGCUACCGCCCUCAAAAAGAGAUUUCAAAGACAUUUAUGUUGUUUUUGAGCUCAUGGAGUCUGAUUUACACCAAGUUAUCAAGGCUAAUGAUGACUUGACGCGUGAACACCAUCAAUUUUUUCUUUACCAGCUUCUUCGUGCGUUGAAAUAUAUGCACACUGCAAAUGUUUACCAUCGGGAUCUUAAACCAAAGAAUAUAUUAGCCAAUGCAAAUUGCAAACUGAAAAUUUGUGACUUUGGAUUAGCAAGAGUUGCAUUUAGUGAUGCUCCCACAACAGUAUGCUGGACGGACUAUGUUGCUACGAGAUGGUACAGGGCUCCAGAAUUAUGCGGAUCAUUUUUCACUAAGUAUACGCCCGCAAUCGAUAUUUGGAGUAUUGGCUGCAUUUUUGCUGAGGUAUUGACAGGAAAGCCACUCUUUCCUGGUAAAAGUGUUGUUCACCAGUUAGAUUUGAUCACUGAUCUUCUUGGGACACCAUCAUCUGACACCAUUUUGGGAAUUCGAAAUGAGAAGGCAAGGAAAUAUUUGACUGAGAUGAGGAAAAAACAUCCUGUGCCAUUUGUACAAAAAUUUCCAAAUGCAGAUCCUUCAGCAGUUAGACUGCUGGAAAGGCUUUUAGCAUUUGACCCGAAGGAUCGGCCAACUGCUGAGCAGGCAUUGGCUGAUCCUUACUUUAAGGGCCUUUCUAAGGUUGAGAGAGAACCUUCAUGUCAGCCUAUCUCAAAGUUAGAGUUUGAGUUUGAGAGGCGAAGGCUGGCAAAAGAGGAUAUCAGGGAAUUAAUAUUCCGAGAGAUCCUGGAAUACCAUCCGAAGUUACUCAAAGAGUACAUGAAUGGAACUGAAGGCCCACAUUUUCUUUACCCAAGUGCUAUUGAUCAAUUCAGAAAGCAGUUUAUUCAUCUCCAGGAAAAUGGUGGUAAAAAUGGACCUGUCAUUCCACCAGCUAGAAAGCAUGUGUCUCUUCCAAGGUCUACAGUGCACUCAGCUACAAUACCCCCAAAAGAACAAAAUCUGGCUUUGUUUAAUGAACGGCAAAUUGCAGGUGAAGCAUGUAAUGAGAACUCCAGAGUUACGUAUGCCAUUCAUGGUAAUAUGUUGAAGCCUUCCCGGCCACCACCAAGAGUGCCAACAGCAAAACCAGGUCGAGUUGUGGGACCAGUUUUACCGGUUGAGAACAGAAAAAACAUAAAAGAAGCAUACGAUGGAAGGAUGUUUAUGAGAAAUGGGGUCCUUCCAACCCAGGUUGCAUCUGCACAUUGUUUUCUCAGGAGCAACACUCUGAAUCCGGAGAGUUUUGGGACAGAGACGGGGAAUGAUGCCUCCGAAAGCAAGCCAGUCCAUAGCUUGGCUAUGGACAUGAAGGCAAAUCUGUACUACCAAAACCAGGUGAAGCCAGGCCAGCUAAAUGAGCGAAUUGCAAUCGACGCAAAACUGAUACAGGCGCAAUCUCAGUUCGGCGCAGUUGGUGCCGCAGCCGUUGCUGUUGCUGCUCACAGAACAGUGGGGGCUGCUGCUGCCGUUCAGUUGGGAAUGUCUUAAAAAUCUUUUUGUGGUAAAAAGGGUUAGGUAGAUGAAGGGUUGGGGGAAGUGGGGGAGAGGAAUUUAGCCCAUUCUUUCGUAUUAGUAAUUAUGUCCCUGUAAAAUUGUAGAAAUUGACAUGAUUUAAUUUAUAACUUAAUAAAAAUGACCAUUAUUAUUUCA
This is a messenger RNA of Malania oleifera, 2391 nucleotides long. RefSeq names its product mitogen-activated protein kinase 19-like. The coding region runs from base 418 to 2229 and encodes 603 amino acids. Gene Ontology annotation, biological process: intracellular signal transduction; protein phosphorylation. The record is from RefSeq and is a predicted model, not a curated record. Gene Ontology annotation, cellular component: nucleus; cytoplasm. The transcript has 10 exons. NCBI's taxonomy places the organism in Eukaryota, Viridiplantae, Streptophyta, Magnoliopsida, Santalales, Ximeniaceae. Gene Ontology annotation, molecular function: MAP kinase activity; ATP binding.